AUGUUCUGCCCUCUUCACGUUCUAUCUCCUACUAUCUAUUUUUCUUCUUUUUUCUUUUUUUUGCUUGACUUGGGCCGGCCCCGCCACUUGAAGUUUUUUGUCGUUGUUGUCGCCUCUGCGCUGGGAAGGCGGCAUUCAGCAAGCUCGUGUGCCGUACAAUUGCAGCUGUGCGACGCCAUUAGGGCGGUAAAGAUGGACGGCGUCAAGGGAAAGUCUGCCAUGCUGAUGACCAGAGGCAUCAUGGAGAUGCGACAGAAUCCGCCUGGGCUUAUUUGUACCAUCCGGCGGUUUAAGCAUCCUGCCACGCAGAAGGAAGUUACGCUGUACCCCGUCCCCAGCAUUGCCGCGCCGCAUUACUUUAGACGAGUUCUGGACGGUGACGCUUUGGCAAGAAACUUUGAUAAGGUGCUAUGUGAGGACGGUAGACUGCCCUUUAAGGCGGGAUCGCGUUUGGCGCGGCGGCAGCAGGUCCUGAGACGCAUGUUUCCUUUUAUUGGGCUUAGGCCGGUGUCCGAUGAGGGCAGUAAGUUUGAUGGAAUUGUUCAGCGCGACCCAGUGGAGUCUCGUAUGGCGUAUCAGAUGGUCUUAGAUGGCGCAGAUCCGCCCGUUGACCCGCGGGCACGGCGUGCCAUGGAGCGCAUCGAGACAUAUCCGGACGGUACACGUGUGGUGUGUCCGUGGGGUGUGUAUCAUAUCGUUUACAUGAACCACAAGCUUCGCCAGCUAGGAUACGUGGCGGAGGACGAGGAGACAGUGGAGGUGGUGGGCUACAGGGAGGCCUUGCUUGUCUCAGGCAUCUUAGUAGUGUUGACCUUUUGGAUGGCCUACGCGGUCCUUAGAAUUAUUUUCGGGUAG
Messenger RNA from Trypanosoma rangeli, 855 nucleotides. RefSeq lists its product as uncharacterized. The record is from RefSeq and is a predicted model, not a curated record. Lineage: Eukaryota; Euglenozoa; Kinetoplastea; Trypanosomatida; Trypanosomatidae. The transcript has a single exon. The coding region runs from base 1 to 855 and encodes 284 amino acids.